UUCGCCUGUGUGCGUUUAGACGUCCGCCUUUUUUAUCUCCACAGGAAAAUAAACUCGUCAGGAAUUCAGUGGUCGCAAUCACAGCUCCAUCCGGCGGAGGAUACCGCUAUAAUGGGUGUUUUUCACGAAAGUGGACUUUAUAACAGUUUUCGUGCUCGCAGAUUCUGAUUAAAAAAAAAAAAAAACACAUUUUGACGCUGCUAGCUAACGUUAGUUCCCGCACGGUCCUGUGGUGUCGGUUUUAUCUUGGUGAGACUGCAAACGAGGUACAAGUAAUCUUACUGGGGUAGAGUCCUAAACAACAAACAUGUCUGGGGCUUCAGUAAAAGUCGCUGUCCGAGUUCGGCCCUUCAACUCCAGGGAGAUGAGCAAGGAGUCAAAAUGUAUCAUUCAGAUGCAAGGCAACACUACAACUAUUAUCAACCCCAAAGCCCCAAAGGAACCAGCAAAAACCUUCAGUUUUGAUUACUCCUACUGGUCACACACUACGCCGGAAGACCCCUCCUUUGCAUCACAGAACCUUGUGUACAAUGACAUUGGCAAAGAAAUGCUGCAGCAUGCUUUUGAGGGCUACAAUGUCUGCAUCUUUGCUUAUGGCCAGACAGGAGCUGGUAAAUCCUACACCAUGAUGGGCAAGCAGGAGGAGGGGCAGGAAGGAAUCAUUCCCAUGCUUUGUGAAGAUCUAUUUGAGAAAAUCAAUGAGGACUGCAACAAAGAAGAGCUUUCCUACUCAGUAGAGGUCAGUUACAUGGAGAUCUACUGUGAGCGGGUGCGAGAUUUGCUCAACCCCAAGAACAAAGGGAACCUACGAGUGCGAGAACACCCGCUACUGGGCCCCUAUGUAGAGGACCUGUCCAAACUAGCUGUCACCUCCUACACAGACAUUGCUGACCUAAUGGAUGCAGGCAACAAGGCCAGAACUGUGGCUGCCACCAACAUGAAUGAGACCAGCAGCAGGUCCCAUGCUGUUUUCACUAUCGUCUUCACACAGAGGAAACAUGACAGUGAGACAGACCUCUCCACAGAAAAGGUCAGUAAAAUUAGUCUGGUAGACUUGGCAGGGAGUGAACGAGCAGAUUCCACUGGAGCUAAGGGUACCAGGCUAAAGGAGGGAGCAAACAUCAACAAAUCUCUCACCACGUUAGGAAAGGUUAUCUCAGCCUUGGCUGAAGUGAGCAAGAAGAAGAAGAAGUCUGACUUCAUCCCAUACAGAGACUCGGUUCUGACAUGGCUGCUGAGGGAGAACCUGGGUGGAAACUCUAGAACAGCUAUGGUAGCUGCCCUCAGUCCUGCAGAUAUCAACUACGAUGAAACUCUCAGCACACUCCGCUAUGCUGACCGAGCCAAGAACAUCAAAUGUAAUGCUGUCAUCAAUGAGGAUCCCAACAAUAAGCUGGUGCGUGAGCUGAAGGAUGAAGUGGCCCGACUGAAGGAACUGCUCCGUGCCCAGGGCCUGGGAGACAUCCUGGACAUUGAUCCUAUGGGGGAUGAUUGCCCAGGAAGUGGAAUCAAAUCCCCUAUUGGUUCCCUGACAGCCUCACCAUCCUCUGGCUCACUGUGCAGCCAGGGGGGCCUGCAGUCGGUCACCAGCAUCCAAGAGCGCAUCAUGUCCACACCUGGAGGAGAGGAGGCCAUUGAAAGGCUCAAGGAAUCAGAAAAGAUCAUUGCCGAGCUCAAUGAAACCUGGGAAGAGAAACUGAGAAAGACUGAGGCAAUCCGCAUGGAGAGGGAGGCCUUGCUUGCAGAAAUGGGUGUGGCAAUCCGUGAAGAUGGAGGCACAUUGGGCGUAUUCUCUCCUAAAAAGACUCCACAUCUGGUUAACCUGAAUGAGGAUCCUCUCAUGUCAGAGUGUCUGCUCUACUACAUCAAAGACGGAAUUACAAGGGUGGGUCAGGCCGACGCUGAAAGACGACAAGACAUUGUUUUAAGUGGUGCUCAUAUCAAGGAAGAGCACUGCAUCUUCCGCAGCGAGAGGAAUGCCAAUGGAGAUGUUAUCGUCAUGCUGGUGCCCUGUGAGGGAUCAGAAACCUACGUCAAUGGCAAGCGUGUUGAAGAUGCGAUCCAGCUCCGUUCAGGUAACCGUAUCAUUAUGGGAAAGAACCAUGUGUUCCGGUUCAACCACCCAGAACAGGCCAGAGCUGAAAGGGAGAAGACGCCAUCUGCUGAAACCCCCGUGGAGCCGGUGGAUUGGACCUUUGCUCAGAGAGAGCUUCUGGAGAAGCAGGGCAUUGACAUGAAGCAGGAAAUGGAGAAAAGACUCACUGAGAUGGAAAUCUUGUACAAGAAGGAGAAGGAAGAAGCAGACCAACUUCUGGAGCAACAGCGACUGGUUUACGAGAGCAAAUUGCAAGAACUUCAAAAACAGGUGGACACUCGUUCGCUGGUAGCGGAGACACCUGAUGAGGAAGAGCUGGAGGAGGAGGAGGAAGAGGAAGAGCCUAAACUACUGGGAUUGCCGUGGACUCAGCAUGAGUUUGAGAUGGCACAGUGGGCCUUCAGGAAGUGGAGGUACCAUCAGUUCACCUCCCUCCGUGACCAGCUGUGGGGAAAUGCUGUCUACCUGAAGGAGGCCAACGCCAUUAGUGUGGAGCUAAAGAAGAAAGUCCAGUUCCAGUUUGUCUUGCUGACCGACACGCUGUACUCUCCGCUGCCCCCUGAGCUACUGCCAACAGAGCCAGAGAAAGAACGUGACCCCAGGCCUUUCCCCCGCACCGUGGUGGCUGUAGAGGUUCAGGACCUAAAGAAUGGAGCCACGCACUACUGGUCCCUUGAUAAACUCAAGCAGAGGCUGGACCAGAUGAGAGAGAUGUAUGACCGUGCUGGCGAAAUGGCCUCCACACACCAGGAGGACGGCGAGGGCACUCUGACAGGAAAUGAUCCAUUCUAUGACCGUUUCCACUGGUUUAAACUAGUGGGGAGCUCCCCCAUCUUCCACGGUUGCGUUAAUGAGCACCUGGCCGACCGCACGCCCUCGCCUACGUUCUCCACCACUGACUCUGAGAUCACCGAGCUGGCGGACGAGCGACAGAGCGAGAUGUCUGAUUUGAUUGACGAUGAGGCAUUUGUGGAUGACACCAGCUCGGAUGCCGGCACCGAGGAGGGAUCGGACAUCUUCAGCGACGGCCAAGACCCCUUCUAUGACCGCUCCCCCUGGUUCAUCCUGGUGGGAAGAGCUUUCGUGUACCUGAGUAACCUGCUGUACCCUGUACCACUGGUUCACCGUGUUGCCAUAGUAACAGAGAAGGGCGCGGUGCGUGGUUUCCUGCGCGUGGGGGUCCAGGCUAUAGCUGCUGACGAGGAGGCUCCAGACUACGGGUCAGGAGUUAGACAGUCAGGAACCGCCAAGAUUUCCUUUGAUGAUGAGUACUUCAAAAAGAAUGACUUUCCCUCCGCGGUUAUGACCCGUUCUGGCUUGUCCCUGGAAGAGCUGCGCAUUGUCGAAGGUCAGGGUCAGAGUUCAGAGGUCAUCACAGCCUCAGAGGAGCUCAACAGAAUCAAUGACAUGGACCUCAAGCUGAGUAACAUCGCAGAGACCAAACUGAGUCAUGGUGACGGUCUGGCAGGCCAGCUGGAGGUGGGCAGCAUCUUUACCUUCCGUGUUACUGUGCUCCAGGCCAGCGGCAUCCUGCCUGAGUAUGCUGACAUCUUCUGCCAAUUCAACUUCCUUCAUCGUCAUGAUGAGGCUUUUUCUACUGAGCCUCUGAAGAACACCGGCAAAGGAGCUCCUCUGGGCUUUUACCACGUCCAGAAUAUUUCAGUGGAAGUCACAGAGUCCUUUAUUGAGUAUAUCAAGAGCAAGCCCAUUGUGUUUGAAGUGUUUGGCCAUUACCAACAGCACCCACUGCAUCUUCAUGGACAGGACCUGAUCAGUCCACCAACACCAUCAAGGAAAUACUAUCCUAUUCCCAUGCCUCUGUCUAAACCAGUUCCAGCCACCAAGUUAAACACCAUCACCAAGUCCAACCUGGGUCAGUGCGUCAGCAAGUACGACCUGCUGGUCUGGUUUGAGAUCAGCGAGCUUGAGCCCACUGGAGAGUACAUCCCAGCUGUAGUGGAUCAUAGUGGGGGACUGCCCUGCCAGGGCACCUACCUCCUGCACCAGGGAAUCCAGCGGAGGAUCACUGUGACUCUCAUCCAUGAGAAGGGCAGCGAGCUCCACUGGAAGGACGUCCGCGAGCUGGUCGUGGGUCGUAUCAGGAACAAAGCUGAAGUGGAUGAUAGCGCUGCUGAUGCUGUCCUGUCCCUCAACAUCAUUUCUGCCAAGAACAUCAAGUCGUCCCACAACUCCAACAGGACUUUCUACCGCUUCGAGGCAGUGUGGGACAGCUCCCUUCACAACUCCCUCCUGCUAAACCGAGUCACUCCUUAUGGAGAGAAGAUCUUCAUGACCCUGUCUGCGUAUCUGGAGCUUGACCACUGCAUCCAGCCUGCUAUUAUUACCAAAGACAUCUGCAUGGUCUUCUACUCCCGAGACGCAAAGAUCUCCCCUCCUCGUUCCCUCAGGAACCUCUUUGGGAGUGGUUACUCCAAAACUCCUGACUGCAACCGAGUGACUGGCAUCUACGAGCUGAGCUUGUGCAAGAUGUCUGAUACUGGAAGCCCAGGGAUGCAGCGGAGAAGGAGGAAGGUCCUGGACACGUCGGUGGCUUAUGUGCGUGGAGAGGAGAACCUGGCCGGCUGGAGGCCCAGGGGAGACAGUCUCAUCCUGGAGCACCAAUGGGAGCUGGAGAAAAUGGAGCAGCUGCAUGAGGUGGAGAAGACCCGUCACCUGCUCCUGCUGAGGGAGAGGCUUGGAGAGGCGGCUCCAGUGGGAACAGCUCCCACCACCAAGUCCCUGAGCGAGUCGCUGUCCCCGAGCAUGAGCUCCGGCACCCUGUCCACCUCCACCUCCAUCUCCUCGCAGAUCUCAAGCACCACCUUCGAAAGCGCUAUCACGCCCAGCGAGAGCAGCGGCUACGACUCCACUGACAUCGAGAGCCUCGUAGAUCGUGAGAAGGAGCUGGCCACUAAGUGCCUGCGCCUCCUGACACACACCUUCAACAGUGAAUACAACCAGCUGGUCAACAGCAUCAGUGACUGUAAGCUGUCUGACAUCUCACCCAUCGGACGUGAUCCGUCAGUGACCAGCUUUAGCAGCGCCACCCUCACCCCCUCCUCCACCUGUCCGUCUCUGUCCGACUCACGCUGUGGCUCCAUAGACCAGAAGACCCCAGAGAACAGCUCCCGUGCCUCCAGUCCCUCCUGCUCAGACUAUGAAAACUUCCCGAUGGUUCCCAGUCUGGAGACCUCCUACCUAGCAAGGGCCGGAAAGAAUGAGUUCCUCAACUUGGUGCCUGAUAUUGAAGAAAUGAGGCCAGGAUCUGUUGUGUCCAAGAAGGGUUUCCUCAGCUUCAUGGAGCCGCGCUCUAACUCGUGGGUGAAGCACUUUGUGGUUGUGCGCCGGCCCUAUGUCUUCAUCUACAACAGCGACAAGGACCCAGUGGAGCGGGGCGUCCUCAACCUCUCAACAGCACAGGUGGAAUACAGUGAAGACCAGCAAGCCAUGCUCAAGACUCCCAACACGUUUGCCGUGUGCACAAAACAUCGAGGAAUCCUGCUGCAGGCCAACAAUGAGAAAGACAUGAACGACUGGCUGUACGCUUUUAAUCCUCUGCUAGCAGGAACGAUAAGGUCUAAGCUGGCGAGGAGGCGCAGUGGCCUAAUGAAGAACUAAGUGGCACGCAGGAAACCACGGCUUCCCUGCUUUCUGAAAAGCCUUCGAUCGUACCGAGUGUUAACACUUAUUAAUCAUUGUGAUUCUUGACAGUUUUCUCUUGUAAGUAGACUUGUGGCUUAAGUCUCCUUUCAUGCGCCUAAAAGUUUCAGUUCCAGAGAAAUUUGCCUCCCUUCUCCUUCCAACAACCCUCUGCCAACGUAGCUUUCCUCCUCUCUAUUUCUCUCCCCCACCUCCUCCUCAGCUUUUUGUGUUUUCGUUUUUAUGACAAUGUUUGCGUCUAAUUUUUUUCUGCUUCAUUGUCAUUCCCUAACUCCCUAAUUAGUAGCAUGUUGUAAUAGUCUACUUGUGUGUGCACGAUUCUUCAGAAACUGUUCUUUCUGGCCACUAAUUUUUCAGUUUGCCAAUCAUCUGUAAAAAUUGUCUCUAUCAGUGUUAUUUGUCUCCCGACAAGAGUUUUAUUUUGUUUGAUUUUUGUUUUUUGUUUUUUUUAAUUAAUAUGCCCGCAUGAUAACUGCAGCAGUCCUCAGGAGAACACCAGGUUUGCUUACUCAAAAAAAAGAAAAAAUUAAUCAGAUAAUUACAGUUGAAACCAUGAAGAGAAAAUAUACAAACAUCUCCUAAUGACGUACCAGUUUACGCUCUGCUACAGAAUGCAGGGCUACUUCAAGAACUAUUGCUGCUAAUGAAUUCCUAGGUUUUUUUUCUUCUCUUCGAGAGAUCUGCAUCAGGCCUCUUCCUAAAGUAGACUCUAGCUCCCCUGUGCCGCUUCCUAAACAGCCUUUAGAAUCAAAAUGUGAAAAAUUUGUCAAGGUCCCAACUCAGCGAGACGCGAGGGCAGCACUGGAUUUCCACUGUCACCCAUGUGAUAUUUAGAUCCCACUCCUCAGUCUGUGUACAUACACCACCUCCAACCCCCCGAUAGUGCCGUCAGUCAGUCAGUGAGUAAUUACUUACAAUCAUGCAUAUGUGUCAACAUUAAAAGAUACACGCUAAAUGCAGAGACAUGCGAAAACAAAUGAAGAUGAAUUCAUAUCUCAGCGGUGAAAACUUGACGAUGGAUUGCUCAUUUGUCUCUUUCCUUUUGCCAUUUCAUCUCAAGAAAAAAGCGUUUCAAGGAGAUGAUGAGGAGUAAGAGGAGGAGCAAGAUGGACAGUACCUUAAAAAGAGAAUAGCAUUUGUACAUACAGUCUGUUCUGGGAUCAGCGUGGUAGUUAACUCUCAUUUAAGACAUUCCUCGCAGCUCCUCGAGCUCUUAGCGUUUUUUCUUACACUGACAUUUUGAGCCUCAGACCUUGAGAGGGUCUCGGCGUUUGCUAAUAUUUUAUUUAACCAUUUCGAACAUGUGAUACUGAAGACAAAACACAACACGGUGAUACGGGAGGAAGAAGUAAGACGGAGAAUGAAGCUGCAAUGCUUUAGCCUCGACGCCAGUGGUUAAUUGAUGAAGCUGCAAGCACAUAGCCUGCAGGACAUAAUAAUACAGUCUACCCCAUGACUCCCCCUCAGUCACACCAGUGUCGGGCAAAACCUCUGUAAAGUGAGAAACUUAAUGUUCAGAAGCACCACCACUUACCAUGUGUUCAUUUUCUGUUUGUGUUCUUGAAUUGAAACCUCUUAACUCAUCUAACCUUCACUGGUUUGACAUUGUGUUUUUUCUUUUUUUUUUUAAAUUAUUA
Molecule: messenger RNA, 7392 nt
Organism: Xiphias gladius (swordfish)
Lineage: Eukaryota; Metazoa; Chordata; Actinopteri; Istiophoriformes; Xiphiidae
Gene: kif1b
Product: kinesin family member 1B
Exons: 49
Coding region: 308-5713 (1801 amino acids)
Biological process (GO): cytoskeleton-dependent intracellular transport; vesicle-mediated transport; microtubule-based movement
Cellular component (GO): cytoplasmic vesicle; kinesin complex; microtubule
Molecular function (GO): plus-end-directed microtubule motor activity; microtubule binding; ATP hydrolysis activity
Source: RefSeq, a predicted model, not a curated record